AUGAAGCUCGUCAAUGAAGUCAAGGGUCUUCUUGAUGAUUUUGUUCACAGCUUCGACCUAGCCAUUGGAUUGAUGAUGGGCUGGGGAGGCGAAGCAAAGACGUAUCUUGAGGUUGGAACAAAAUUGCUUGAACUUUACAUUGUCAAAUUGUCGGCCGUUGUCUGUGACAAUGGUUUGGAGGAUGCCGAAAAGAUAUACAACAUUUUGUCAUACAAACGUUUCGAUGCGAGCUACAGUGAUGGUGGCUAA
Prunus armeniaca (apricot) is the source of this 249-nucleotide messenger RNA. The record is from the annotation of a GenBank genome assembly. Lineage: Eukaryota; Viridiplantae; Streptophyta; Magnoliopsida; Rosales; Rosaceae.